Messenger RNA from Phytophthora sojae, 1167 nucleotides. RefSeq lists its product as hypothetical. NCBI's taxonomy places the organism in Eukaryota, Oomycota, Peronosporomycetes, Peronosporales, Peronosporaceae. Gene Ontology annotation, cellular component: SAM complex. The record is from RefSeq and is a predicted model, not a curated record. Bases 1 to 1167 code for a protein of 388 amino acids. The transcript is spliced from 3 exons.
AUGUUCCCGGAGGACCGCUUCCACCCGCUGGGGCCGGACGCCGACCGCCUGCACGACGACCUGGUGGAGGCCACGGAGCUGGAGAGCACGCCCAAGACCUCCAGGGAGCUGGGCUCGACGCUGGUGCUGCACCAGUUCCUGCCGGCCUGGGACGUGCAGGCCUAUCUGCGGGUGGCGGGCAUCCGUCUGCACGUGCACAACUCCAAGUACCCGGCGUACGAGGCCACAGGUGAGCUGCCCCAGCUCAGCGAUGGCAACUUCCUGCUGCCCAAGGAGGAGAUCAUCAUGCACCUGCAAACGUUCCACAAGGACAUUGACGAGUUCCUGAGCGACGCGCAGCGCAGCGAGUCGUACGCGUACCGCUCGAUGCUGUCCGAGAAGCUGCAGCGCGUCAUGCUCUACUGCCGCUGGGUGGACUCGGCCACGUACCGGGAAGUCACGCGCCCGCACAUGAAGCGCAACAUCCCGUUCCCGCUGAACCUCUUCUUGCCCAAGAAGAUGCACCUGGACACGAUGGAGAAGCUGCGCAUGUACGGCAUCUCGACCAAGGAGCAGGCCUACGUCAUCGCGCGCGACUGCUACACGGCGCUCAACGCGAAGCUCGAGAGCGCUGGCUCGCCCUACUUCUUCGGAGAACAGCCCAGCGCCCUCGAUGUUGCCGUCUUCGGCCACAUCGUUGACGCUCUCGGCAACUCGCAGCUGGCGGCGACCGUGCACCAGCACGCCCCGCUGCUCAUCACACUGUCGGAGCGCAUCCGCGACGCGUACUUUGGCGCGCCCGGUGAGCAGCCCACAAGUCUCAGUGAAGAAGCUAUGUAUUCGGAAAACCAGGCCAACUACUUCACCAGCACCUCGCUGGACAGCGGCUUCAUGAAGGUGUCGCAGCCCCUCCAAGUGGCCUUCCUCAAGCCUUACCGCAGCCUGGACUGGAGUCGCCGCGAGCUGGCCUCGGAGGUUACGGAGAAGAAGCGCGAACGGGAAGCUGAGAUACACGCAGCAGCCGAAGGACAGGACAAGGCAUUUGAGAAGGGCCCCCGUAACGUUAUCAUCGGCGCCAUUGCUGCGCUGGUGCUGUAUACUCUAGCCGCGCUGCCUGUAGCUGUGCAGUUCGGUGAUGAGGACGACGAUGAGGAGUAUUACGAGGACGACGAUGACGACGACGAAUAG